This is a messenger RNA of Setaria italica (foxtail millet), 1467 nucleotides long. Its product is annotated as pentatricopeptide repeat-containing protein At4g20090. Bases 1 to 1467 code for a protein of 488 amino acids. NCBI's taxonomy places the organism in Eukaryota, Viridiplantae, Streptophyta, Magnoliopsida, Poales, Poaceae. Gene Ontology annotation, molecular function: protein binding. The transcript has 2 exons. The record is from RefSeq and is a predicted model, not a curated record.
AUGGCUGGACCGACGGCGAUCUGCAACGCUCCGGCGUCCGCGCUCACCACAGACCCGACGUCGCUCACACUCUCAAACUCGAGAUCACACAGAACUCACGGGCACGAGAGAAUGGCGCUGCCAAAACGUUGCAGCUUUUCUGUGUGGAAUCUUGCGCCGGACAAGUUCACCUACUCUACGGUCGUGUCAGCACUGUCCGAUGCAGGGCAUGUGGAGGAUGCGGUGGCGCUGGUGCAUGAGAUGGUGGUCGAUGGGGUGGUGGCGGCCGAGGCUUUUAAUCCUGUGCUGAGAGCAAUGCUGCGUGCAGGGGAUGUCAAUGGGGCAGCCAAAUUGUUUCGGUUUAUGCAGCUAAAGGGUUGCACACUGACAGCAGCAACAUACAAUGUGCUGCUGCAUGGUUUGUUAUUGUGCAGUAAAGUGAAGGCAGCGAUGGGCAUCAUGAGAAGAAUGGAGAAUGAGGGAAUUGUGCCAGGGUUGAUGACAUAUGGCGCAGUGGUGGAUGGGUUGGUAAAAUGUGGAAGAGUGGAAGAUGCAUGGAAAGUCGCUGAGGAAAUGGGCAACAAGGGGCUUCCACCUAGUGAAUUUGUGUUCUCAGCCGUGAUUACCGGGUUUUGCAGGUCAGGGGAGGUUGACAGGGCAUUGAGGGUGUGGGAAACAAUGGUGGCAGCUACAGUAAGGCCAAACAUUGUUUUGUAUUCAGCAAUGAUUGAUGGUCUUGCCCGUUGUGGGAGGAUGACUGAAGGUGAAAUGUUAUUUGAUGAGAUGGUUGAUGCAAAAUGUGUACCAAAUGUCAUGACAUAUAGCUCAAUGAUUCGAGGUUAUUUCCAGAUUGGAGAUUCAUCACGAGCUCUCUCUACAUGGGAGGAGAUGUUAAGGGUUGGCUGUGUGCCAACUGCUAUUAGUUACAGUAUAUUGAUCACUGGGAUGUGUAAUGUAGGGAGAUUAAAAGAUGCUAUGAUGGUCUGGAAACAUAUGCUUAGCCGUGGCUGUGCACCUGAUACAAUAGCUUAUACUUCAAUGAUCAAGGGGUUAUGCAUGUCUGGGAUGGUUGAUGGUGGUCUCCGGCUUUUUAAUGACAUGCUGGCGAAGGGUGAUGCCAAACCCGAUGCUAUCAUUUAUAAUGUUGUAUUGGAUGGGCUAAUUCGCACAAAUAACCUUGCUCGGGCAAUGGACAUGCUUAACCAGAUGCUUGAUCAAAGAUGUGAUCCAGAUGCAGUAACAUGCAAUAUUUUCUUGCGGGAGGUUGGGGUCGCAGAGGCGAAAGGGAGAGAAUUUUUAGAGGGGCUGGUCAUGAGGCUAUGCAAUAGAGAAAGGUAUAGGGCAGCUGGAGAUGUUUUGAUGGUGAUGCUGGCUAAGUAUAUUGUGCCAGAGGCUGCCAUUUGGCAUACUUUUGUCAGAGGAGUUUGUCAGACUAAGAGAGUUCGGAAAGUGGUUGAUAAUUGUUGGGAUGAGAUUUGGAAGCCUUAA